AUGAAUAGAUGGCGACAUGAUGAUAAUGGCAUGUUAUCAAUAGUCAAUGUAAAUCCUACUCAGAUAUUUGAUAAAAAUGAUGAUUCAACAGAUUGUCGUUCACAUCAAACAACACAUUUAUAUGGAAUAAAAUCUCAUUCAAUUAAAUUAAAUGAAAUACAUUUAAUAUGGAUGAGUGAUAAAUACUUCAAAUAUUUAUUUAAACCGACAAAUAUUUUAUCCCAACAAUAUGAACAAUUAAUUUAUUUAACAUGA
Messenger RNA from Rotaria sordida, 255 nucleotides. The record is from the annotation of a GenBank genome assembly. Lineage: Eukaryota; Metazoa; Rotifera; Eurotatoria; Philodinida; Philodinidae.